AUGGUUCCCCAACGCCACGAGCGAUACUACUUCGACGAUGGCAAUGUGAUCUUCUUGGUGGAAGAUACGUUGUACAACGUCCAUCGAUACUUCCUCAAACGCGACUCGCCUGUCUUUCAGACGAUGUUCUCGCAACCAUCGGGAACAUCGGGUGAAGGAGAGUCAGACGACAAUCCGAUCACUCUGGAGGGCAUCAAGAGCGCCGAUUUUGCCAAUUUCCUAUCCUGUAUCUAUCCAUCGAACCUUGGGCAGGGUGACCUGACAACGUACGAGGAGUGGUCCGCCGCUCUGGAGCUGGCUGUGAGAUGGGAGUUCAACAGCGUACGCGACUUCAUCGUGCGUCGUAUGAAGGAUACGGGGACUCUUGCCGAGCAGGUCGCGAUGGCUCGUCGGCUGGAUAUGCAGCAGUGGUGCUGGGACGCUUGCACGAAGCUUUGUCAAAGGGCCAAACCUUUGACUCUAGAAGAGGGCCAACGUCUCGGCGUGGAAGAUACAGUCAGGAUCUCCCAAGUGCGCGAGAAUCUGCGUGUGCAUCCGCGAGUUGGCAAGAACGGAGACUUGCAAGGGUAUAGAGUGGAAUGGGGAAGCCCCAUGGAAUUGGAGUACGAUUUCAACUCCAAGAGGCAUGACAAUGACACGCUGUUCGAAGUGAAGCAGACACUUUGUCUACCUGAGCUCCCCUACGUAUACCGUUGUUUUGUUACAUUUGACUUCUCGUCACAUUGA
Rhodofomes roseus is the source of this 726-nucleotide messenger RNA. RefSeq lists its product as uncharacterized. Gene Ontology annotation, molecular function: protein binding. The transcript is spliced from 3 exons. Lineage: Eukaryota; Fungi; Basidiomycota; Agaricomycetes; Polyporales; Fomitopsidaceae. The record is from RefSeq and is a predicted model, not a curated record. Bases 1 to 726 code for a protein of 241 amino acids.